Molecule: messenger RNA, 2547 nt
Organism: Penaeus vannamei (Pacific white shrimp)
Lineage: Eukaryota; Metazoa; Arthropoda; Malacostraca; Decapoda; Penaeidae
Source: RefSeq, a predicted model, not a curated record
GAGAACGAGAACGAGAACGAGAACGAGAACGAGAGCGAGAACGAGAACGAGAACGAGAACUCUCCGCCGCGCCGCCAACCCGCCAGAGCGAGCGACGCCGAGCCUCGGCCUCCAAGCCCUCGAGCCCUCAAGCCCUCCGAGCCUCCAAGCCCUCCGAGCCCUCCAAGCCCUCCGAGCCCUCCAAGCCUCCGAGCCCUCAAGCUCCAAGCCGUCCAAGCCUCCCCUCGCCCUCCGAGCCCUUCCAAGCCCUCCGAGCCUCCAAGCCCUCCAAGCCUCCAAGCCUCCGAGCCUCAAGGCCCUCCAACCUCAAGCUCCAAGCCUCGAGCCCCCAAGCCCUCAAGCCUCCGAGCCUCCAAGCCCAACCCCAACCUCCAACCCCCUCACCUCCCCCUCCAGCCUUCCCAACCCAUCCAAGCCCUCCAACCCAUCCAAGCCCUCCAACCCAUCCAACCCAUCAGCCCAUCCAAGCCCUCCAACCCAUCCAAGCCCUCCAAGCCCUCCAAGCCCUCCCAGCCCUCCGAGCCCUCCAAGCCCUCCAAGCCCUCCGAGCCCUCCGAGCCCUCCAAGCCCUCCAAGCCCUCCGAGCCUCCAAGCCCUCCAAGCCCUCCGAGUCCUCCAAGCCUCCAAGCCCCCUCCAAGCCGCCCUCACGAGCCCUCCAAGCUCCAAGCCUCCAAAACCAAUCCAACCGCCAUCCAACAACCUACAGCAUCCAACCAGCCCUCCAACCCUCCAAGCCCUUUCCACCCAUCAACCCAAGCCCUCCAACCUCCACCUCCAUCCAAUCCUCAACCCCCUAUCCAAGCCCUCCAACCCUCCAAGCCCUCCAACCCUCCAAGCCCUCCAACCCUCCAAGCCCUAACCCUCCAAGCCCUCCAAGCCUCCAACAUCCAAGCCCUCCAACCCAUCCAAGCCCUCCAACCCAUCCAAGCCCUCCAACCCAUCCAAGCCCUCCAACCCACCAAGCCUCCAAGCUCCAAGCAUCCAACCCAUCCAAGCCCUCAACCCCAAGCCCCCAGCCCUCCAAGCCCUGCAAGCCCCGAGCGCCUUCCAAGCUUCCAAGCCUCAAGCCUCCGAGCCAUCCAAGCUCGAAGCCUCGAGCCCUAGCACACAUCCAAGCCCUCCACAUCCACCCUCCAACCCUCCAGCCCUCCACCGCCAUCCAAGCUCCACCAUCAACCCAUCAAGCCUCCAACCCUCCAAGCACCUCAACCCAUCCAACCCAUCCAGCCUCAACCCAUCCAAGCCCUCCAAUCAUCAAGCCCUCCAACCCUCCAAGCCCUCCACCAUCAAGCCUCCAACCCAUCCAAGCCCCUCCACCCAUCCAAGCCCUCAACCCAUCCAAGAGCUCCGAGCCUCCACCCAUCCAAGCCUCCACAUCCAAGCCCUCCAAGCCUCACCCAUCAAGCCCUCCAAGCCCUCCAACCCUCAACCCAUUCCAAGCCCUCAACCAUCAAGGCCUCAACCAUCAAGCUCAACCCAUCAAGCCUCCAAGCCCUCCGAGCCCCUCCAAGCUCAAGCCUCGAGCCCUCAAGCUCGAGCCCUCCGAGCCUCCAAGCCCUUCCGAGCCCUCCAAGCCCUCCACCUCAAUCCAAGCCUCUAAACCAUCCAAGCUCCAACCUCAAGCCCUCAACCAUGCAGCCUCCAACCCAUCAAGCCCUCCAAGCCUCAACCAUCCACCCAUCCAACCCUCAACCCAUCAAGCCUCCAAUCCAUCAGCUCCCAACCCAUCAAGUCCAACCUCCGCCCUCCACCCUUCCAAGCCCAUAAACUUCCACCAUCCAGCGCUCCGAGCCUCCAACCAUCCAAGCCUCUCCAACCCUCCAAGCCUCCAACGAAUCAAGCCCUCCAACCUCAAGCCUCAAGCCAUCCAAGCCUCACCAAACAAUCCAACCGCAUCAACCCAUAAACAAGCUCAACUCAACAUCCAAGCCCUCCAACAUCAAGCGCUCCAACCAUCAAGCCCUCAACCCUCCAGCUCACCUCCAAGCUCCAAACCAUCGCAAGCCUCAAGCAUCCCCUCCAGCCUCAACGCCAUCCACCCCUCAACCCAUCAAGCCUCUCAGCCCUCACCCAUCACCCUCCCCUCAACCCAUCCAAGCCUGCCAACCAUCCAAGCCUCCAAGCCUCCAACGCCAUCCAAGCCUCAACAUCCACCCAUUCAGCCUCCAACCCAUCAAGCCUCCGAGCCCUCCAAAGCUCCGAGCCCUCCAAGCCUCGACCUCCAGCCUCGAGCAGUCCGAGCCUCCAACCCUCCGAGCCCUCCGAAGCCCCGAGCCUCCGAGCCCUCCAAGCCCUCCGAGCCCUCCAAGCCCUCGAGCCCUCCAAGCCUCCGAGCCAGCUCCGAGCCCUCCGAGCCCUCCGAGCCCUCGAGCCUCCAAGCUCCGGACCUCCAAGCCUCCGAGGCCCUCCGAAGCCCUCCAAGCCUCCGAAGCCCUCCAAGCCCUCCAGCCCUCCCAGCCCUCAAGCCCUCCAGCUCCGAGCCCUCCAACCUCUGUUUCCUUCGGAUGAAAACUCAAAAUUCCCAUCCGGGUCAGAGAACGUCAUGA